CCCAACACACCAAAUAGCACAUUGAAGCAAAAUUGCUUACUUUUUGAGUAGAAUAUAAAACCUCUUUUUAUAUUUAAAAAAAAUGGGCAAAGUUGCAUUAAUUGUUAUGAUUGCUUGCAUGUUGAUAGAAAGUUCUCAUGCUAAAGCAACCUUAACAUGUGAUCAAACAACCAUAUUUCUGACUCCAUGCAUACCCUAUGCAGUAUUAGGAGGGAGUGUAUCACCCUUAUGUUGCCAAGGUGUUUACUCUAUAAAUGCUGCUUAUAAGAAUGGUGAUGAUAGAAGAGUUGCAUGCCACUGCAUUCAGGAUACGGCUGCCAAAAUCCCUUUGAUUAACUAUACACGUGUUAAUCAAAUUGGUGAGCUAUGUGGAUCUAAAUGUCCCUAUAAAGUUUACCCUAACACUAAUUGCUCUAAGGUGAAGUAAGCAGCGAUUAAGGGUGCAACAUUUGUGACUACUACUAGUAGUGCUGCAAAGAUUAUUGUAUGGCGAUUGGCGAAUAAAGAAAUAUAAGCCUUGUACCAAAAAAUAAAUACAUAUAAGCCUUGUUAUAGAAAAUAAAGUGUACGGAUAGUUACAUCUUAUGUAACGAUCCGAUGAAUUAAUAUCUUGAACAAUGUCUAUCAUCUUUCAUCAAUAAAAAUAUUCCUUUAAUCUCCUGUAAA
This is a messenger RNA of Cicer arietinum (chickpea), 666 nucleotides long. RefSeq names its product non-specific lipid-transfer protein 1-like. The record is from RefSeq and is a predicted model, not a curated record. Gene Ontology annotation, molecular function: lipid binding. NCBI's taxonomy places the organism in Eukaryota, Viridiplantae, Streptophyta, Magnoliopsida, Fabales, Fabaceae. Gene Ontology annotation, biological process: lipid transport.